This is a messenger RNA of Brenthis ino (lesser marbled fritillary), 492 nucleotides long. NCBI's taxonomy places the organism in Eukaryota, Metazoa, Arthropoda, Insecta, Lepidoptera, Nymphalidae. The record is from the annotation of a GenBank genome assembly.
AUGACCCUCACGGAGGAACAGCUGACAAAGACCCUCAUCCAGAUGAGCUGCCCCGGUGAGGAGCACGAAUAUGUAAAUAUUAUAAUCGACUUUUCCUCUUGGUGCACACAUUUCCGAGCUGAGUUACUAGAGCCACUCUUCAGGAGUUUAGACAACCUGUUCGGGUUCCAGAAUGUAUAUGGGUUCACGCACCUUUUCCCCUUAAUUUCAACACACUUAUUCCAAGACAGAUACGAGCCCCCCGACCAAGAUCAAGAGGGCAACCCUGUGGAAAGGCCACGGUGUGUCAUUGGUCCUGAAGCCUGGUUGGAAGGGUUGCGCCAAAAGGGAUGGACCCUUGCUACUAUCUUAAUAAUACUCUUGGCCGCCCAUGCUUGUGACACAACAGCCUCAUUACUCGGACAGGGAGACAACCAGAUCAUCGUGUUGAGAAUACCAUCAGCUGAGUAUCUUCAAGAGCGAGGAUUAACUCCCGAUACGUACACCCAGCAA